This is a messenger RNA of Prunus armeniaca (apricot), 1032 nucleotides long. NCBI's taxonomy places the organism in Eukaryota, Viridiplantae, Streptophyta, Magnoliopsida, Rosales, Rosaceae. The record is from the annotation of a GenBank genome assembly.
AUGUGGGUUAAUUUGAAGGCUUUUUUUGACUUGGUGGUUGGAGGUCUUUCGGUGGCUAGAGAAAGUUGUUCAAGGAACAUGGAAGCUUAUCAUGAUCAUCCAAUCCCAGAGCUUCCAACUGAAAUCAUAUUCUCGCAUAUACUCCCACGGUUACCAGCAGAAGAUCUGAUGAUGCGGUGCAGGUGGGUAUGCAAGUCUUGGCCCUCCCUCAUCCGCAGUCCUUCCUUUGUCGCAGCCUUCUUGAACUUUCGCUGCAGGGACACCACUCACUUCCUUUUCAAAUACAAUAACCGCUACUUCUCGUCAAAAAUAGAGCAACAAGGGAAUGCUCCAACACCCGUCGCCGAACUUCCAUACCUGACUCAGUGCAUAGCUGUCAAAGGCAGUUUUCAUGAUGAGAAAACUGUGCAUGGCUUGGUUUGUGCAUCCACUUGGUUUGGCCCUGUUUUCAUACUUAACCCUACCACUCGAGAGUCUAUUGAAAUUCCCCGUACCGAUGUACUUAUAGAAACACAAGGAUCGUCCAUGGUCAAGGCAUCCGCUAACUAUAACUUUGGGUUCAAUCCACUCACAAACGAGUAUAAGGUUCUCCAGUUCAUCUGUGUUGAUCCCAGGGGACUUAGAAAAUGGGAUUUUGAGUUGAACAUAUUCACAAUAGCGCGUGGGAUAAGAAAUGAUGGAGUGUACAUCAAUGGGGCGGUACAUUGGCUCCAUAAGAAGAAGAAAGUGAUAGUGGCAUUUGACGUUAGAGAGGAGACAUUCAGAUUGGUGCCGCUGCCCCAAGAUUAUGUUCAAGUGUUGGAUGAUUAUGAUGAUUAUGAAAGUGAUCCUGAUUGUUAUCCCCGAGGAAGUGCACGUGUAGUUGAGGUGGGGGGAUGUGUGGGUGUGUUUGUUGACAAGUCAGACAGGAUCGUGUUAUGGAUUUCGAAGGACUAUCAAAAUCAUGUCUGGAUUAAGCAGACUGUUAGCUUGAUGCCCAGAGACGAACGUGAUAUGAGAUAUGAUCGGAAGAUAGCGGAUCAAUUAGGAUAA